This is a messenger RNA of Menidia menidia (Atlantic silverside), 2769 nucleotides long. The record is from the annotation of a GenBank genome assembly. Lineage: Eukaryota; Metazoa; Chordata; Actinopteri; Atheriniformes; Atherinopsidae.
AUGCCAGGCUGCUGGCAGAGCGGAGACGUUCCCCUGCUGCUGCCAGAGUGGCAGGCAGACGGGGGAGACCGACUCGGCCUGACAUAUGCUGGCUUAGAGGAGACGAGAGCUCUGCUCCGAGCCCCGAACGGCCGUAUGAUGUUAUCCUCACGUCAUGCGUGUACCACCUGGAGCACCCACUUUCAUGUGAAUCUCCCCAGCCAGGGUUCACUUAGCUCGGACACCAUGGCUUCUGAGCAGGCCAGCCCUCCAUCCCACCCCAGUCCAGAGUACUUCUCUUGGGAUUAUCGCCUCCAGCUUAUUGGUCUGGGGUUUGGCUUCUACACAGCUAUUUUCCUCCUCACCCACCUCCUGUCUCUGAUUCUGUGUCGUACCUACAACUCUCUACUGAACAAAGAAAAGGUCUUCUGGAACCUCGCAGCCACCCGGGCAGUGUUUGGCAUCCAGAGCUCGGUAGCUGGACUCCGGGCCCUGACCGAGAACUCCGAGUUGACCAGAGACAGGGUGAGGGGCCAGGAGGAUUGGUCGUGGUUUCACGUCCUCACAGCCACCGGCUUUUUUGUUUUUGAGAACGCUGCUCUUCAUGCCUCCAGCGUGAUAUUUAGGUCGUUUGACCUGCCUCUGGCGGUGCACCACUUCUGUGCCCUCUCGGGAUUUGCAGGAGCAGUGGUCUGGGAUUCCCAGGGCCACUUCCUGGCGAUGGUCACCCUUCUGCUGGAGAUGAGUACUCCAUUCACGUGUAUAUCCUGGAUGUUACUGAAGGCUGGCUGGGCAUGCACUCUGUUCUGGAGAGUGAACCAGUGGGUGAUGAUACACAUGUUCCACUGCCGCAUGGUGCUCACGUAUUACAUGUGGUGGGUGACCGUGACGCACUGGGCAGAGAUCAACGCCCACAUCGCCCUGCCUCAGCGCCUCCUCUUCUUCUCUGGUCUGGCUUUGCUCACAGUUAUCAUCAACCCCAUCUGGACACACAAAAAGACCAUGCAACUGCUCAAUCCCGUGGACUGGAACUUUGGCAACAAACCGGCUCCAUCAAAUGGCUCCACAGAGGGUCCAUCUAAGGUUUCUAUGAAACAACAUGCCAACUGAGGUGCAUCCCAGAGGACAUUACCGGAAUAUACAGCUAUUUUUUUCAAAGUGACUUUUGAUGAUGGGAAAAUUAGUGUUUCUUUAAGUUUUAGUCUACAUAGACUACAAUUUAAAAAAAAAAAACAACAACACAAGCACUUUGUAGUACUCUUAAUGGCCAUCACAGUAUGGUUUGCAAUAUCGACUUCCACCUGACAUUAUUAAUAAUAGUAUUUUAGUUACUUUUAUUAAGUAAUACUUGCUAUCAUUAACCUCAUUCAAAAAUGUGUGUUUUUCCCUACUUUUUUCUAAUGUGUGAAACGGGGUGAGAGCUGUUUUCUUAAGUCAUUCAGUUACAUCAGCUUACAAAUGAAAAUACUGACUUCGGAUAAAAAAACUGUUGCAUAAUGCACAGAUAGUGUGAGUCUUUGUACUCAUCUAAUAUACAAUCUCUUUAUCUGGUUUUAGCAGCUUUAAGUCUUGUUACUGACACUCAGUGUUAUUAGUUUAGUUAAAUUAGUAAUAAAAUGUGCUUUAGGGUAUGAUAUGUAUAAGAUGGGACGGAUAUUUCCUCACUCAGUGGUGAAGUAACACCAACAAGGCUGCCUUUGUCAAAUAGAACACGCAAAACUGGUGGUAAAUUGGAUUAGCUCAAAGGAAUCUGCUUCUUCAUCUUAAUCAUCAGAUCUUUUUUAUACUAAUUGGUUAGAUCAGUUCACUCAUAGUGGGUUAGGACUCUUCUUACAACAAAAGGGAAGAGUUUUUAAGCACAAUAGCAGAAAAAGGCCUUAAACAGCAUCUUCUUUAUUGUUGGACAAAAGGUUGGGAAUGGUCCGCUCCACAAAGGCUCUUCUGUCCGAAAUGGAGAUGCGAUGUGACGAAACUGAAACAGUGUUUACAAAAAACAAAGUAACGUUUUUGAACCAUGAUGCUUUUCAGCAUUCAGCAUUUUUCUUUUUUUGAAGUGGAUAUUAAUUUAAAAAUAUGUCAUGUAGUAAACUCUUUUGAAGGACCUUUCAGAUUUUUCACGCGGGGGUUUUAUCUUGUAUGGACGGUCAGCUCCUUAACAGAUAUCCAUUGUGUUGCCAUUACAGUAUUUCUACUGUGUCUAACCGAUACUACCAUUAGUUUGGUUUUUUUUGUUUUUCUUAAUCUAUGUCUUGGAGAUUCAAAAUGGCCCUUAAGUUUUCUCUGAAAAUAUUACAUUUUGAAACAAACAUUCAGGUGAACCUGGCAUUUACAAUUGCUGUUUAUUUUUUCAUUAUUAUGUAUAAGCCUCUGUGGGAUAUUGUUUUUUUCCUGGUGCGGCAAACGAGACAUAAUUUACUGACAUAACUUUUCACUAGACUUUCAAAUCUAAUGAAAUAGCUAAUACAAAACGGAAAUGUACAAUAUGAAUGUGUCAUGGGAAACAUUACAGAAUUACUUGGUUAAAGCUAUGAUGUCUUGUUAAAAUUGGAUUGAGUGUUUUCAUAUUUGCAGCCUAAUCAAACAUCCCCUGCAAGUCCACUCCUGAGUCCAGACCCAUCAGUCCUCUGUGUGUGUGUUAGAGAUUUACAUCAAAUAGAAUUAAAAAUAGCGUUUUUGUCACGCUCUGUCAGUCUGUCUGUUUUGUGCCCUCUGAUCUCCACUUGCUAUGUUCCUCCUGCCUGUAUUCUGGAAAUGAGAUAAUUAUUAUUUAUUUAUUAUUUGGAAAUCUCU